AGACUGAUGUAGAGAUCUGUUUGAUUGAUGGCAGUUGCAAAAGUCCCAUUGAAAGAUUUUGGAAUGGAAGCAAUAGGAUGUAUAUUUUGCAGAAAGCAAGACAGAAUGAAGAAAAUGGCUCAAUGGAAGAAUCAGAAAUAGAUGAUGCUAUUUGUGCCUCUGAGCUUUUACCAAAGGAGAGUUCUGGACCAGUGGCACUCUCUUACAGGAGAGCAAAGCAGUUGAUUUCCUUAUAUGCGUUGGCACAAAAUCCAAACAUGACCCACUUGAAGAUACCUGAACUGGUUGUGCUUCCUCCCAUCUGGAUAAGGUGUGAUGGUUCUGAUCCUGAACAUACUUAUUGGCUCGGAGCUGAGCCUCUCAAAGCUGGGAACAAAAUCACAGGGAUCAAUUUGUAUAUGGUCACAUGUGAUGGUCCUACAGCUGAUAAAACCAGUUUUGCAAAUCUGGAAGAGCUCAAAAUGACACACAAAAUGAUGCAUCAUUCAUCCGUUGUGGUGACAAAAGGAUCUGCUCAGUAUAAACUUAGUAGAGCUGCUGCGAUGGAGGACACGAUUGUAGAACCCAAAAGCACUGUGUAUGUUGAUAUGACGUGGAACACUGUAAAUAAGAGUCUGGAGACACCCCCACUAACUUCAGCUGCCACUCUGAAUAUUACACUGGAGUCAGGGGACCCUGGAAGUCCUGUGUAUCAGCUCUACAGAGAACUGCAGUUUCUCCUUGCUUUGGCGGAAGGUUUGAAGAUGGGUGUGAUGGAGUGGCCUGAGCCCUUAGAGUCCAAAUCAGCUGUUGAACUGGUCCAGGAACUUCUGACUGACUUAAAGAACAAGCUGGAUAGAUUUUGUACAUCUGAAAACAAGAACGAAACAGAGAAAAUUGAAUGUGACACUGCUGCAGUGGAUGGUUCAAUAAAAUCAGUCUUCAGUGAGCGAGGAGACCUGGAUUUUGCUGAACAGUUAUGGUGCAAAAUGAGAAGUGUCAGUUCCUAUCAGGAGUUGAUAGAAUGUUUCACACUGGUCAUAAAAUCCCUGGAACGUGGUGAGAUACAGCCAUGGAUUCAUCAAGGGAGUAGCAGUUUGCUGAGUAAAUUGAUUGAACAGUCUUACCACGGAAAGAUAGAGGUCGUUCCCCUCAGUGGCAUCACUCCCAUUCAAAUGCUCUUGGAGAUUGGAUUAGAUAAGAUGAAGAAGGACUAUGUCAGUUUUUUCAUAGGCCAGGAACUUGCAACAUUAACCUACUUGGUGAGAUGCUUUAUUUUAACUUUCUUUUUUUUUUUUUUUUUUUUUUUCCACUCUGAAAGCAGUAUAGAGUAGAGCACACUUAGCUGAUGGUGGGCCGUGAGUCGUACCAUUCCUAAAGACUGAGAAACUGAAUUGCAAACGAUGAGGAUGAAACAAUAUAGUGCAGAAAUGUCAUGAUGUUGUUUUCUCAUUCG
This is a messenger RNA of Calidris pugnax (ruff), 1435 nucleotides long. Its product is annotated as protein zwilch homolog. The transcript has 12 exons. The coding region runs from base 78 to 1313 and encodes 411 amino acids. NCBI's taxonomy places the organism in Eukaryota, Metazoa, Chordata, Aves, Charadriiformes, Scolopacidae. The record is from RefSeq and is a predicted model, not a curated record. Gene Ontology annotation, cellular component: RZZ complex. Gene Ontology annotation, biological process: mitotic spindle assembly checkpoint signaling; protein localization to kinetochore.